AGGGGGUUUGAGGAUGCAGAUUGUGAGCAGAUAAGCAGCCUGCCAUGCCUGAAAUGGCACGGGUGCAACAGAAAGAGCUGCCGUGUAGGUGGAGUUUGUGCAUUUCAAGGGAGGGUGAGAACACAGGGCUUGGACAUGUGAAGUAAAGUGUGAGGACAGAAAGCACAGCAUUUACUGGAGAAGCAGACGAAACAGAGAGUUGUUGGUUUUAAAAGGCUCUCACCGCAGUGUCAGAAGGGAAGUGCGAUAAUCAGCUUGAAGAAUGAGUCAGUAAUUUAGUUUCUGUUCACUCGAGACCACAGGGCUCCUUAAACCAACAUGAACGCUGAUGAGAGUAAACAGCGUUUCGUGUCAAGCCUCAAGCUGCACAUCAAGCCUCCACAGUCGUCAUGUGCUCAAAGGAACGAGAUGAUGACCGACACCUGGACCUCUGUCAAGCCUUCUGCAACAGGGAAAACUGUGUUUUUUUCUGCAUUUGACACAUUUCUCACAACUCUGUUUCUAAAUCCAGAUUCUCUUCCUAAAAAUCUGGAUCCGCCUGUCUUCAUAGAGGCCCUGGAAGACUCUUGUGUGGACGAAGGAAGUGACCUCGUGCUACGAGGCGUUCUUACAGGAAGUAAGCCGAUCAAAGUGACGUGGCUGCACAAUGGUAAAGCAGCACCUUUUGGAAAACCUUCCUUCAAUGGCGGGGAGGUGAGAUUUGUAGUGAGGGACUGUUUACCUGAAGAUGCUGGUUCCUACUCGUGUCUGGCUGAAAACAGUGCAGGGGGGUCAUCCUGCAGAGCUUCUGUGGCCGUCAGGGACUUUGAAAGCAUGUGUGGGGUGUCAAAGUUUCCCACUUCUGCAGCUAAGAGCAUUUCGGAAAAUGGAGGCUCACCUCAAACUCCCAAAGAUCAGCAACGGAGCUUUAGAGCAACUUUUGCUGCCUCUCCAACAAGCCCUGACACGCAGAGUCCAGUCUUAUCCCCAAGAGAAAUCAUCCCGAAGAAGAGAAGCAACUCAGGCACAGCUCCGGCUUUACAGUUCCAAAAUCCACCGCAGCACGUGGACGUGAAGGUGGGACAGCCUGCCAGUCUGACGUGUUUUUUCACUGGAAGCCCUCCUGUAGCCUCCUGCUGGAUCAGAAACAAAGAACAGAUAGCAGAUAGUCUGGAGGUGUGGACAGAAAGCACCGAUCAGAGCAGCUCACUGGUAAUAACGGAGGCUAAAGCACAGCACACGGGUCGAUACACUGUUGUAGUGAAGGACCGAAGAAGCUCAACGCAACAUUCACUUACCCUUUCCGUCAUAGACAGACCGGAGCCUCCUGCUUCCCCUCCUGUGAUCUCCCUGGUAUCUGGAUCCAGUCUUGUGCUCUCCUGGUCGGGCCCCUGCUACGACGGCGGGAGCGUCGUGCUGGGCUACGUGGUGGAAGUGAGGAACCCAGGACUUGGUGAGCCUGGAGAGUGGAAAGAACUCACUAACCAGUGUAAAAGCACCUCAUACAAAGUGACAUCUGGACUGGAACCUCAACAGGAGUUUUGUUUUAGAGUAAGGGCAUACAACGCUGCAGGAGUGAGUGAGCCAGGCCCAGUCUCACCAGUGGUUAGAAUGGAGCAGAAAGCCCCUGCGGCGUACACCUGUGUCACAAUCGAUUCAUCCCACAAAGUCAUAGAUCACUACGAUUUGCACGAGAAACUUGGAACGGGGAAAUUUGGCUCGGUGUACAAGCUCACCCACAAAGAGACGGGAUGUGUGUGCGCUGGGAAGUUCUACAAAGGACGUCGUGCCAAAGAGAGAGACGCUGCUCGUAAAGAGAUAGAACUGAUGAACUAUCUCCACCACCCUAAACUGGUUCAGUGUUUGGGGGCGUAUGACCAGAAACCUGAGAUGGUCAUGGUGAUGGAGUUUAUUGCUGGAGGAGAACUGUUCGAACGAAUUGUGGACGACACCUUUGAGCACACAGAGUCCAACAGUGUGCGCUACAUGCAGCAGAUCCUGGAGGGGAUUGCAUACAUGCACCAGCAGAACAUCGUCCACCUGGACCUCAAACCUGAAAACAUUGUAUGCGUUGACACCACUGGCACGUCCAUAAAGAUCAUUGACUUUGGAUUAGCCAGCAGGCUUGACCGCAGCGCCCCUCUGAAGGUGUUGCAUGGGACUCCUGAGUUUGUGGCUCCUGAAGUUAUCAACUAUGAACCCGUCAGUUUGGCCACGGACUUGUGGAGCAUCGGCGUCAUCUGCUACAUCUUGUUAAGCGGCGAGUCUCCGUUCCAGGGUUCCUGUGAGUCCGAGACUCUGGCUUUGGUCACAGCAGCUCAGUGGGAGUUCGAUGACGAGAGCUUCCAAGAUAUAACAGAGGAGGCCAAAGACUUCAUCGGCUCACUGCUAAACAAGGACCCAAGGAAGAGGAUGUCCUGCGAGGAGGGCCUUGCCCACCCGUGGAUGGAAAAGUUUGCCUCUGGAGACGUCACUACUACCAAGAGUCUGUCCAAGGAGAAGAUGAAGAAAUUUUUAAUCACACAAAAGUGGAAGAAAGCAGGCAAGGCCAUGCAGGCCCUGAAGAGAAUGGCGUUGUUGUCUAAAAGUGACAGUUCGGCAACUCUCACAAGCCCUGGGAAGGACGUGCGUCUGAGCCCAGAGGCAGAGCACGCCCUGCAGUCUCUGGAGCAGAAGAUGCAAGGACCUCCUCAGUUUACCAAGAGCUUGGAGGAACAAACUGUAGCUCGGGGGUCCUGUGUCCGACUCUCAUGCCACCUCACAGGUCAGUCUGACCGUGACCGGGCGGCCAUCUUGAAGUGA
This is a messenger RNA of Nematolebias whitei (Rio pearlfish), 2781 nucleotides long. It is a transcript of the gene mylk5, whose product is annotated as myosin, light chain kinase 5. The coding region runs from base 319 to 2781 and encodes 820 amino acids. The record is from RefSeq and is a predicted model, not a curated record. Lineage: Eukaryota; Metazoa; Chordata; Actinopteri; Cyprinodontiformes; Rivulidae. The transcript has 17 exons. Gene Ontology annotation, biological process: protein phosphorylation. Gene Ontology annotation, molecular function: protein kinase activity; ATP binding; protein binding.